Molecule: messenger RNA, 1845 nt
Organism: Diplodia corticola
Lineage: Eukaryota; Fungi; Ascomycota; Dothideomycetes; Botryosphaeriales; Botryosphaeriaceae
Product: c6 transcription factor
Exons: 5
Coding region: 1-1845 (614 amino acids)
Biological process (GO): regulation of DNA-templated transcription; DNA-templated transcription
Molecular function (GO): DNA-binding transcription factor activity, RNA polymerase II-specific; DNA binding; zinc ion binding
Source: RefSeq, a predicted model, not a curated record
AUGCCCGAUGGCCGCCCCAAGAAGCUCCAACGCGCCUCCCGCGCCUGUGACUUCUGCCACAAGCGGAGCAUACGGUGCAAGGGCAGCGAGAGCGAUGCCCAGCGCUGCCAGAACUGCGUCGACUUCGACAUUACCUGCUCCUACACCCGCCCGUGGCGCCGCGCUCGCAGCUCCAAUCCCGCCGUAAAACAGUCGGCCUCCAGCGUCGCACACAGCACUCCCUCCGACUCCCACCCCAGCCCGGCUCAGUACACCCAGACGCCCGCCGCCUCCCAGGCCCUGCCCUCCUACGCUGCCCCGCCCAGUGUUGAGCCUGCCCCGCCCAAGACUCCCGACCGCCAUCUUGUCUCGUACACACCCGAUCCUCCUGGCGAGGCAUGGAAGUCCUUCGCCGUGGCCUGCGGGCCCUCGAUCCGCUCGCUGAUGGAAAUCUACCACCAAAUCGUCUACCCCAUCUUUCCCUUCUUCCACCGCGAGACCCUGCUCCGCCAUCUCCAGAAGCGUGAAUAUCUCCACGACCGUGGCUUCUUUGCCUCCAUCAUGGCCGCCUGCUCCAUAGCCGCAAGCAGGGCCAGAGACGGCGCUCUCGCUCCCUGGAUCACCCACCGCACCCAGCUGGACGAUAUUCCUGCCGAGACCUUCUAUACUGCUGCCAAGGACGCCAUCCCGAAGGAUCUCCCUGCCGCAAUCGGUCUGCACUACCUUCGAGCGUGCGCUUUGGUUGCAAUUGCCAGUAUCCAGUUCGGCAAGAUCGAGUCCUUGCAUGAGUACAAGGGCCACUUCUUCACCCUCUGUGCCAUCCAGCGCUUUUCCGAUGAGGUACACUGGCCCAAGGACAUCACCUCCAUUGAGCGCGAGGAGAGACGUCGCCUGUUCUGGUCCACCUACACCCUCGAUGUCUACUCUUCCGUUGUUUGGAGUGGCCCCUUGUACCCCCGCGAGGCUCAUUGUCACGUGCGCUAUCCUGCCGAGGCCGACGGCGACCAACUGCAUGCCGCUUCGCCCGGCCUCACUGACCCUUCUUGUUGGCUGCACGGCUGGAAUUUCACCACGGAUCUCUAUCGUGUGCUUGAACACAUCGUCAGCCGUCUCCGAUCCCAUCGCAAUGCCAGUGCUGCGCUGCGCCCUGUACGCAUGUUCUUUACGCCCGAGGCCUUUUCUGGCCCGGGCGUUCUGCAAUCAGUCCUCGACAUGUACUCGCAGCUGCAUACUCGCUUCAAGGAGAUACCCCCCGUGACUGGUGACUCUUGCAAAGACAUUUUCGGUUUCCAGGCCGCCAACAUCCAAGCUACCAUGCAACUCUUGCGUAUGGUUCUCUUUUCUGUCGAGGAGAACGCAGACGUCGAGCAGAAAUGCAACGUCGCUGCUGAGCUUUUGUCAACCUUCCACCGUGUGCCUGUGCCGUACAUGAAAGCGAUCAGCACGCCAUUGAUCUACCACCUUGCGGGCAUAGGAGCAAUCUUGGGUUCGGUCAUGGAGAGUCCACUAUCCGAGGCGUCUUACCAGCACGUUCGAAGUAUGCUGCUGUCUAUGGCAGAUCUCCUUGAAAGCCUGGAAUCGGGCCUGUACCGCACCCAAGGCACCAGUCGAGGCCUACGCUCCCAAGUGGAUCGUAUUGACGAGUACAUGCGUAUGCAGCGCAAUGCAAUUCCGCAGACACCUUUCCAGAACACCAUUGCCGACCUCACAGCCGCUGUGCCCACUCAUCGCACACCUUUAAUGCCUGCCAGUAGCAUGGACACAAUGUCACAAUUUCAACUGCCGCCCGAACUGCUCGAGGACUGGCCUUGGCUGAGAGACUUUUCUCAGCAGGAUUGCGGAAUUGUUCCAUUUGGGUUUGAGUGA